CAGUACUGUCACUGUCAGUUGUGUGUGAUCAUUUUAGAGCGUUUGGUCACAGGUCUUUCUCCUCCUUUAUUGAGUAGACUGUAGCCUGUUUGUGUCCGUCGCUCAUAAAAUAUUAUAUUAUAACUUUCAACUGAGUAAAACAUUAAUUUAAACAAUGGAUGAAGAAUAUGAUGCGAUUGUGCUUGGCACCGGCUUGAAGGAAUGCAUUUUGAGUGGUAUGUUGUCUGUAUCGGGAAAGAAAGUGUUACACGUCGAUCGAAACAAAUACUACGGCGGCGAAUCCGCUUCAAUUUGUCCUCUUGAAGAAUUAUUUUCCAAAUUUGGAGUACCUGCUCCUGAUGAAUCGUACGGUAGAGGAAGAGAUUGGAAUGUGGAUCUUAUACCAAAGUUUCUUAUGGCAAAUGGUUCCCUAGUGAAACUGCUCAUCCAUACCGGUGUAACGCGUUAUUUAGAAUUCAAAUCUGUUGAAGGAAGUUACGUAUAUAAGGGAGGAAAAAUUUCAAAGGUACCUGUUGAUCAAAAAGAAGCACUUGCUUCUGAUUUGAUGGGCAUGUUUGAAAAGCGUAGAUUCCGUAACUUUUUAAUUUAUGUUCAGGACUUCAAUCCUGAAGAUCCAAAAACUUGGAAAGAUUUUGACCCCUCCACACAAAAUAUGCAAGCACUUUAUGAAAAAUUCGGAUUGGAUAAAAACACUCAAGAUUUUACGGGACAUGCUUUGGCACUACAUCGUGAUGAUGAAUAUUUGCAUAGAACUGCAAACGAAACUAUCAAUCGUAUCAAAUUAUACUCGGAUUCCCUUGCUAGAUAUGGAAAAUCACCAUAUCUGUAUCCAAUGUAUGGUUUGGGUGAAUUGCCGCAAGUCAAGUUGUCAUAUCGUAAAAUUAUAUACAACAAAAGCAGCCUAACCUUGUUUGGUGAUACCUAUUACACAGGCUGA
Messenger RNA from Leptinotarsa decemlineata (Colorado potato beetle), 937 nucleotides. RefSeq names its product GDP dissociation inhibitor (gene Gdi). Gene Ontology annotation, cellular component: cytoplasm. Lineage: Eukaryota; Metazoa; Arthropoda; Insecta; Coleoptera; Chrysomelidae. The record is from RefSeq and is a predicted model, not a curated record. Gene Ontology annotation, biological process: vesicle-mediated transport; protein transport; small GTPase-mediated signal transduction. Gene Ontology annotation, molecular function: Rab GDP-dissociation inhibitor activity.